AGAGGAGGACCGUGAUGUUUUCGCACGUUUUCGCGCGUGCAACGCAGGUGUAAGUGACAGGCUACUGCAGGCGCAGGAAGUGAUUGCCGCGAUGUUUUGAACAUUUAAGCAUCACACGUUCCGUUGAUUCGUAAGUCCGCUCUACAGGCUUUGUGCUGUCAUUCUUGGUUACGCUGUUGCACCUGGCCACACAUCUUGGAGCGUGAUUCUGACUGGUGCUCUUUUGCAUGCAGACCAUGUACGAUUUGUGCAACAGCCAUAGUGAUCAUACAGCAAGUCAAUGCAUGAGACUUCAUCUGCGUGGUGGUUGCACAGAACACCUACGGCCGACGUUGCGCAUAUUGAGAGACCGUCAACAACUUGCUGAGCUCUGUGUGAAAGCUGUGCCCAAAAUUCUCGGAUCACCGUGAGCUAGCUCAUCGUCGUGUCAUUGCGCAGCAGAAUAACCAGCGCAAUAAACGAAACUCGAGUCCAGCAUGCGAAUAAGCCCUGAGCGGCACGUCGGUGAGUUGUAUCCUGGCACUGGCAGCAACCUGCGUGUGUGUGCGUGCGCGCGUGUGCCUACGUGCGUGUAACGUAGACACGGAGACAAAGUGAUGUUGACUGCACUUAUUCACCUUGCGUAAUCCUUCAACACCUUGUCAACACAGUGCUUCUUAACCUAUUGGCACUGCACGGGAUUGAAACCGCAGAAAAACGGCUGACAUCAUGAGCGAAAGGAAUAGUGCUGAAAGAAAUCGGGGCACCAAAGAGAAGCGCUGGAGACACGCACAGUCACCAUUGCGCACUGUGGUGUCUACUAGUGUGACAGAGGUAACUGCCAUUGAAGAAGCUGAUGGUGUUGGCAGAAAGGACAUGAAAAGGAAAUAUUGGGAAUUGUUCACAUGGGACAGUGAUGAGCACAGCGGAGGAAAAAAGAAAUAUAAGCACGGUAAACGACGUGAAGAUUCUGUAGGAAAAUAUUCUGCUUCUGGUGAAGAGGAAAUGUUCGCUGACAAACGUCCCGCAACUUUAGACCGCCACUCUGUCACUAGUAGUCAACUUGUUGAGGUGGGCCAAGAAGACAGGAAAUCCAAGAAGGUGAAAAAACGAGUGCACAUCGAUAGUAGCGAAGUUGUGGAUGUGUCUUGUCUUGGAGAAACUGAGGAAGAAGUUGAAGUUCAUGGCAAGAAUAAAAAGGACGAUGAUUGGACUCCGGAGUAUUGCGUUAAAGGUCACAAAAAAAGGCAUGAAGCACGGCAGGACAGCCGUUGUGCUGAAAGUGAGGACUUGCUGCUUUGCAGUGACAAGACUCUUAAGGAUGACACUGCACUGCCAAAUGACAAAGGCAACCACACAGCACUUGAAAACAGCAAUGAAGCCAUGAUGUCUGAGGCAGGUGACAGCCAAACUGUAAAGAGUUCAACCAAAAAGAGGUGUAGAAGUACCGACAAGUAUAAUCAGGCAGUCAUUAGUCCAGAUCAUCAAGUGAAACAUGUUAAAACUAGUACUCCUAACUAUACAGAUGAUAUAGUGCUAUCUAACAAUACUGAUCAAAGUGGUCACACGGCCUCUCAACAUGCUGACAAUUCUUCGCAUGAAGGUGUAAGACCAGUAAAAGCACCGAAGCUUUCCUCUCAGAAAAAAAGACGAAAGCUGACCAACGUAAAAGAAAAUGAUGAGUCCUUGUUUAAUGAUAACAUUCCUGAUAAUGAUGCGAUUUCACCGGAGACCUUGGAGGAAAGAGCAUCAACAGUACCAGAAGACCACGAUGAUGAGGAAAGGGCAGAUGACAGUACGUCAAAGAAAAAAGCAAAGCUUCACAGUCUCCAAAAGCUGGGAAAUGGCAAAAUACUAUCAAAAGCAGGGGCAGGCAAUUUAAGCCCUGCAGCUGAAAUGUCUGAAAGUACUUUGGCAAAUGAGAGUGAUGCCCUAUUUAGUAGCGAGGAUGGUGGUCGUGGUAGAUGUAGUGGGGACACGUCUCAUGAUCUCACACCUGAGCAGGCAUGGCAUUUGACAUUCUCAUCAAGCCUUUUACCAAGCACCUCUAGUUUGCAGAAAGGUGCCUCGGUAUCCAAAUCCAGCUCCUUGUUGAAGCCAUGCAAGCAGAGGAAAGAAGCUGCAGCAUUUAAUGACCCACGCACUGAGCUGCUUGACACCACUCCAUCAGAAACAGCAUUUCGUAACGAUGAAGAAAACUUCAGCUCUCCUGUUGAUUCGGAAUUUUUGGAUUACUUGCGUGGCAAACAUGGCUUCCCUUCUAUUCAUGAGAAAACGAAACCAUCAGCUGAAACAAUAAGGUGCUACGAAGAAGAAACAGGACUUACUAUCGAUAAUGGAAAGUACACUGCUAAGGAGGACCGUAUUCUUCUCAGGAAUAUUUACGGCAUAGCAGAGUAUUACAACAUACGCUAUCCUUAUAUGAUUGUGGGACACUCUGGUGAUCAUGACCCGGCUUUACAGAAGCAAGUAAAGGAUCUGGUUAAAAAAAAGAAGUUGCUGCGGAUAUUAGGUAGAGGAUUGCCUCGAAGGACAAUUCAUUCUGCCUAUAUGCGGGCUCGUAUUUUGUUGAAUCCCCUAGGCAGUCCUUCAAAGGCAGUGCUCACUCCAGAACAGAAAAAACAGGUGCUACGCAUGUAUGACACGGUUGGGCCCAGAUGGACAGAAAUGGCACAAAAGAUGGGCCUUGGAGCGGAGCAGUUGAGAAGUGCUUUUCGUUUUUUCAAGGAAAAAGAAACCUUUGCAACUGGCAAGUGGGAAGAAUCGGAAGAUGAUCUUCUCAAGGAGGCGGUUGAGUGUCAGACUGGUGAUGGCAAGAAAAAACUGAAGGACAUCAACUGGCAGGCAGUUGCUGAUCAUGUACGAAGUCGAAGUGCAGUUCAGUGUAGGAGGCGGUGGACCUUGAAACAGCUGAAAUGUCAGCCUAAGAAGGGACAACGAAAAUGGAACAAAUUUGACUCUAUUCACUUGAUCUCCAUAAUGCAUGGGCUCAAUGCCAGGAGGUCAUCUGAAGUUGACUGGGAAGCUGUUGGGGAGUCAUUCCCAUGGGCACCAUCUCCCUUGGUUGCCAAGUAUCAUUGGGAAGGCACACUUAAUUUUUAUCUCCCGGCAGAACAGCGGAAGGACUUUCAUUCUAAGGUGAAGAAUUUGUACAAGAUAGUACUGCCACACCUGCUUACAAAAUAUGGGAAAGGAAAGACUUUGGAGGAAGUUAUAGCACUUUCCAAGGCUCAAGAGCGCACCGAGAAAAGCCCACGGCAACUCAUUGCCCCUCAUCUUCCACUUUGAUUGCCUCACUUGUAUUUCUGAAGCUGCUUCAUGUUUUUUCUUUCCUUCUCAUUGACUGUCAUUGCAUGUGGAAAUGACAGGAAAGUGUUAAGUUUAUUAUACAUGAUGCAUUUUGAUCAGGACCAUGUCUAAUAAAUUUCAUUUUGGACCUUGUUAAA
Rhipicephalus microplus (southern cattle tick) is the source of this 3425-nucleotide messenger RNA. RefSeq lists its product as uncharacterized. The record is from RefSeq and is a predicted model, not a curated record. NCBI's taxonomy places the organism in Eukaryota, Metazoa, Arthropoda, Arachnida, Ixodida, Ixodidae. Gene Ontology annotation, molecular function: RNA polymerase II cis-regulatory region sequence-specific DNA binding; DNA-binding transcription factor activity, RNA polymerase II-specific. Gene Ontology annotation, biological process: regulation of transcription by RNA polymerase II. Gene Ontology annotation, cellular component: nucleus.